Molecule: messenger RNA, 2370 nt
Organism: Pieris macdunnoughi
Lineage: Eukaryota; Metazoa; Arthropoda; Insecta; Lepidoptera; Pieridae
Source: the annotation of a GenBank genome assembly
AUGAAUGUAAGCAAUAAUUCAAAUUUGGAAUGCGAAUUCCAUAUUUGCAUCAGGCAUGUGAUGCGUAUGUCUCGUUGGGUUGGGUUUUUUCCAGUUUCGGGGCUUAACAAGUCUUCGAUAAACGAAUUAAGAUGCAAGACACGAUCUUUUUGCUACAUUUUCAACAUUCUUCUAAUAGUUGCUCAUUUUCUCAUCUCCUGUCUGAGUUUCUAUCACUUCUCUAUAAAACUUGAAUUGGAAAAUUUCACAAAAUUCAUAUUCUACUCUACAGGUUUUCUUAGUGUGGUAUCAUUUUCGGUAUUGGCAAGAAAGUGGCCAAGAAUUCUGAGAGGCAUGGCAAAACUCGAACAAUCGUUUGCACCGAUGCGCACACAGAAAUCGAACCCGUCGAAAUUCGUUAUUUACUCAUAUGCCAUCAUGCUUUUAGCACUGAUUGAACAUAUUUUAUCCAUCAAUUAUAAGCUAACAUUCAUAAUGAAUUGUAUGAAAGAACGAAGCAUCAAUAACGACGUACUUAUCAGAUACGUACAGGUGUAUGUUACACAAAUUUUUCAGCUUACAACAUUCAGUUUGUGGAAAGGUGCAGUAUAUAAGGUAGUAAAUCUGCAAGCCACUUUUAUGUGGACUUACUUGGAUGUGUUUAUCAUGUGUGUUGGGAUUUAUUUAUCUAAUUUAUUUAGAGAUAUAAACAAAACUAUAUCUGUACAAGAAGCUCAAAAUUCGGUGAAAUGGAGUUCGAUUCGGCAGCAUUACUCUCAAGUAAUGAAGUUACUUAAACAAGCCAAUAAAAACUUGUCGUUUCUCAUUCUGCUAUCUUUCUUCACUAAUAUAUAUUAUGUGUGUCUGCAGAUGUAUUACUCCAUUCAAUCAGUUGAUGGUAUAGAAUACAAUGCAUACUACAUAUUUUCUCUACUAUUUCUCUUGCUACGUUCUUUUAUGACAUCGAUGAUGGCUGUUCAAGUCAACACGGAGGCACUGAAACCUUUGACAGUUCUGCGCAAUAUUCAGACGCAAGAUUACACACUUGAUGUGCAACGAUUUAUUCGUCAAAUUCAGUACUGUAAUCCAGCUUUGAGUGGAAUUUGCUUUUCCGUCACUAAACAAAUGCUUUUUUCUGCAAUAGCUACAGUAGUGACGUAUGAAGUUGUCUUACUUCAAAACAGCCGCACUCGAGCGAUGCUAUAUGACGGUCUAAACAAUUUAAGGACACGCUAUGAACAUGACUUUCAAACUCAACAAGAUGCUUUUAAAGGAGCUUCCUCUAUGCUUAUCAUUGCUGGAUAUACUAUAGGUCUCAAUCCAGUUUCUGGUGCAUUAGGAAAAGAUGUAUCAAAAAUAAGAUCUGAGAGUAAAUCCAUGAAACACAUUUACAGUAUAAUUUUGUGUCUUUUUCAAAUGCUAAUAACGCUAUUGUGUAUUAUGAAUAUUUUCAAAAAAAACAUCUCAGUUACAACCUUGGCUAACGUGAUAUUCUAUGGAACAACGUUCGUUACGAGUUUCCUGUUUCUACGCUUAGCACGGAAGUGGCAAGUUAUAUGUCAGGAAGUGACGUCAUCACGUCUAGAUGAAUACAUAGAUCCACGUAUUCAAUUCAAAUGUACCUUAGCCACGAUUCUUAUGUUCACUAUGGCCUUGUUUGAACAUGUUCUAUCGAUAAUUUCACAAUUUGCGCAUAUAACCGACUGCGUAACAAAAACUGAUGUUUUCAAGACUUAUAUUGAAAUAUAUUUUGAUUGGAUAUCCUUUCUCAAUUUACCUAACAAUGGGGUACUAUCAGUAUUUGUAAUGUUCUUGAAUAUUAUAUGUACGCUCAAUUGGAAUUAUUCACACCUUUUUAUAAUAUGUAUCAGCCUCUAUCUGAGUUCUGUAUUGGAACAAAUAAACAAAAAACUGCGUUCUUCUGAGGGUCAGUUCCUGCCAUCGUCAUUCUGGAAGAAACUCCGAGAGGAUUACAGUAGUGCGACACGUUUAGUGCGAAUAUUUGAUAAUUAUAUCAACACAAUUAUAUUCGUUGCAUUUGCCAGCAAUUUGUUCUUUGUCUGCUUGCAAUUGUUUUAUAUAUUAUCUCUCUUCAAUAGUUACGAGUACAUAAUCUAUAUGUUUACUUCGAUUAUGUUUAUCAUGGGCCGAUCCCUUUUCGUGGCGUUGAUUGCUUCAAAGGUCCACUCAGCAACCCAGGUGGCAGCACCGAUUCUUUAUGCUGUACCAUCUCCAGUCUAUUGUAUCGAGGUGCAGAGAUUCAUCGAGCAAGUACACGGAGAGUCAGUGGCACUCACGGGGAUGAACUUUUUCCAAGUUACCAGGGACCUUGUGCUAUCAGUAGCUGGUACCAUCGUGACUUAUGAAUUAGUGCUUUUGCAAUUCACCUAA